Messenger RNA from Metarhizium robertsii ARSEF 23, 1089 nucleotides. RefSeq names its product Leucine carboxyl methyltransferase superfamily. Gene Ontology annotation, biological process: C-terminal protein methylation. The record is from RefSeq and is a predicted model, not a curated record. The transcript has 2 exons. NCBI's taxonomy places the organism in Eukaryota, Fungi, Ascomycota, Sordariomycetes, Hypocreales, Clavicipitaceae. Gene Ontology annotation, molecular function: protein C-terminal leucine carboxyl O-methyltransferase activity. Bases 1 to 1089 code for a protein of 362 amino acids.
AUGGCUGCUCCAUCCAUACCGAAUCUCCUUUCCCUGAGGGGCAGCGGUCGCGGCGGAGGCCGUGGAGGCAGGGGAAGACGCCAGGCUGGUCCAUCGGCCUCAUCCACGGGAGUAUCUCCAGAUGCCACUAUUCAGGGCACAGAUACCGAUGCGGCUGUGUCACGGCUGAGUGCCGUCGAACUGGGCUACCUGGAAGAUCCCUAUGCGCGGUUCUUCGUAACCGGGCCCCCGACAAGACGGCUGCCCAUUAUCAAUCGAGGCACCUAUAUGCGAACCAAGUCCCUAGAUGCCAUGGUAGACGCCUUCCUCUCACACAACGGGCCGUCACUGAAGCAAGUGAUAUCUCUUGGCGCUGGAACAGACACAAGACCACUGCACAUGCUGCAAAAGCCUGGUGCCCAAAAUCUCAUUUAUCACGAAGUGGACUUUGAACCUACAUGCCGGCGCAAGUUGGCCAUCACCCAAUCAUCACCCGGACUACGUCGCAUAUUCAAUGACCUGAGCAUUCACGACGGCGGAUCAUGGAGCGCCGAGCCUUCAAAGGGCGGCGAGUAUCACUGCCACGCAUUAGAUCUACGCAGCAUAUCCGAGUCCAUCACAGAGCUGCCGUCCCACAUUCGCAGCGACGUCCCAACCCUGCUCUUGUCUGAAUGCUGCCUCUGCUAUCUAACGCAGCAAGACUCUGAAAAUGUUUUAAACUUUUUCAGCUCCAGGAUUCAUAGCCUCGCGGCAUUGUUGUAUGAACCGAUGCCGUUGCAUGACGCAUUUGGCGACAUGAUGGUUUCUAAUCUCAAAGCUCGACACAUUUACAUGCCUUCUCUGCAGACAUAUAAAGACCAGCAAGGGCAACUGGCAAGGCUGCGGCACUCGGGAUUCGACAGUGUUGGGUAUGCCACGAUUGAAAAUACGUGGGAUAAGUGGGUUGAUGAGAAGGAGAGGGAGAGAGUAGAUCGUUUAGAGGGGCUGGACGAAGUCGAAGAAUGGAAGCUCCUGGCGGCACAUUAUGUGGUGGUCUGGGGAGCUAGGGGUGCUACAUUUGGUCCCUUGGCCGAUAGGAAUCAAUCCGCAGAAAUUCAAGGUCAAAAAUGA